Messenger RNA from Maudiozyma barnettii, 864 nucleotides. RefSeq lists its product as uncharacterized. The record is from RefSeq and is a predicted model, not a curated record. The transcript has a single exon. NCBI's taxonomy places the organism in Eukaryota, Fungi, Ascomycota, Saccharomycetes, Saccharomycetales, Saccharomycetaceae. Bases 1 to 864 code for a protein of 287 amino acids.
AUGCUGAAAGUUACUUCUGGGACAGAUGAAUCCCUGAAUAAAAUGGGGAUCCCCAAAUAUAUAAAUAGUAGGACAGACGACAACGACUACGAUGAGGACGAGUAUGGCAUAGGUGAAGACGAACAGAGGGAAAGCACAGUUUACGGUAUUCCAAGAACGUUACCAAUAACAAAUAUAUAUUCUAAUAGAUACAGAACUGCACAUAAAUUAGGAGGAUCAAGAGUACAAACUCCAGAAUUAGAUGUGCCAACCUCAAACAAUAAUAAUAAUCCUUAUCGAAAGAGGUCAACAUCAACAUAUUCAAGAAACUCCAACAAUGCGAAUGCUAUGUAUAAAAAUAUAAAAUACCGUAUAUCAGGAUAUGACAAAGCGCAAGAAUCAUAUCCAACCCAAAAUAAUGUACAAGAUACCAGGAGAUUGGUUACUGCGCCUGCAAUUGAUACUCAGGAAAGAUUGCGUUCCCAGUUAGAUGUCCUACAAGAAGUACAGAGAGUUGCGGAGCAUGAAAAUAUAUAUGAUGGCUUCCCUAUUGGAUUAGAGACUAAACUUGUCUCCUUAAGAACUGCCCAUUCCAAAUUGUUACAGAUGCUGAGGGAGAGGACAGCUAAAAUCGAAGAACAAAAGAGACAUGAUAUUAAUGCUACCGUCCUUGCGAAUAUUCCAAGCACAGUUACGACUAAUUCUGCAAGGGAAGACACCAUAAGCAAUGUGAUGUCUACAUCGAACAAUGGUAAAGUCGCAACUGUUCAUAACAAUAUAACGGGAGCACCUUAUGUCAGAACAAAAUCUACUGCACAUACAAUCAAUCCUGAAGAAAAGAAAUAUAUACAGCAGUUAGUAGAUAUUGCCAAACAACUGCGAUGA